GCAGGCAGACGUGCUGUGGAGACACUUUACCGGAGACACAAAGUACCGGCGCGUUCAUCUCUCUGACACCUCACUCGUCUCUCUCGGUCACUUUUUGGACGUUUCUGUCUUUGGCCCGGGGUGUGGCUUCUGAGAAUCAGGGUCGUGGAUUAUUGGGCUGUUUUUGGAGAAUAACUGAUGCAUCUCCAUAUGAGCGCAUGACCUCUCCUCCCUCAAAAGGUUGGGGCUCACCCAGCUGGAAAGAGACCCUGACCUGGGGAAAAAUCCAGAUGAACAUGGAGUCAUUUAUCCUCUGGAGGGCUGCCCUCAUCUUCCUCAUGGUUCCCUCUGUCCAGUGUGCAGAGACUGAGCCCCAGAGUGCAGUGUUCCUGCCAGAGUUUGCCCUCUCACCUCAGGGCAGCUUCAUGGAGGAUGCCACAGAAGAUCAGUUUCUAACCUACAGAUACGACGACCAGGCGUCCAGGAUGACCCGCUCAGAUGAAGAAAGUGACAUGGGUUGGGACGCCUGGGGCCCCUGGAGCGACUGCUCUCGAACUUGCGGGGGAGGAGCCUCUUACUCCCUACGACGCUGUCUCAACGGAGGAAGCUGUGAUGGCAAAAACAUCCGCUACAGAACCUGCAGCAACAUGGAAUGCCCAGCAGAGUCAGGUGAUUUCCGGGCCCAGCAGUGUUCAGCUCACAACGACAUCAAGUACCAGGGUGUUACCUAUGAGUGGGUCCCAGCACCUUAUGACCCCUUAGCACCCUGUGCACUGCGAUGCCAGGCUAAAGGGAGAAGUCUCACUGUUGAACUGGCCCCCAAGGUGCUGGAUGGGACACGAUGCAGGGCGGAUGCCUUUGACAUGUGUAUCAGUGGACUUUGUCAGGAGGUGGGCUGUGAUCGCCAGCUGGCCAGCGGUGCCAGGGAGGAUAAUUGCGGCGUGUGUGGUGGCGACGGCUCCACCUGCCGGCUGGUACGAGGACAAGCAAUACCCCACCUAACACCAGAACAAUCUCUAAAGACGGUGCUUGAGGUGCCGUUGGGAAGCCGCUUUCUUAGACUCAAUGCCAAAGGACCUGACAUGAUAGUUAUCGAAGCUAUCUCUCUUCAGGGGAGGAAGGAGGAGACCAGUCUGGCGUCUGUAGGCUCCUAUGUGAUAGGAAACACCUCCUUGGACUUCCACAGAGGGACGGACAGGCAGACUCUCAGGACACGUGGCCCACUCAGUGCUGAUUACAUUAUCAAGAUGAAGUAUGGAGGCUCCAAGGACACAGUUGUCCAGUUUGUCUUCUACCAGCCAAUCAGGUACCAGUGGAGAGAGACCGACUUCUUCCCCUGCUCGGUCACCUGUGGAGGAGGCUAUCAGCUGAACUCUGCGGAGUGCACAGACAUCCGGUCCAACCAGACCCUGCCUGAGCACCAGUGUAACAGCUAUCCCGAAAAUAUCAAACCCACACCAAAACUGAAGGAGUGCAACAUGGACCCAUGCCCAGAGAGUGAUGGAUUCAAAGAGGUGAUGCCAUAUGACCACUUCCAACCACUGCCUCGCUGGGAGCAGGGCCCCUGGACCCAGUGCUCGGUGUCCUGUGGUGAAGGUGGCGGAUGGCAGGAUCGCAGCGUGCUGUGUGUGGAGGAGGACACCCAGGGACAGUUCUCCCAGGUGGAGGAGUGGAAGUGCACCCACUCCCCUCGACCUAUCACCCGACAGAUUUGUAACACCUUCAUCUGCCCCCAGUGGGUGGCCAUGGAGUGGUCUCAGUGCACAGUGACCUGUGGCCGUGGCCUGCGUUACCGGGUGGUUCUGUGCAUCGACCAUCGUGGGCAGCACAUUGGAGGCUGUGAAGCUUCCCUCAAACCUCACGUUAAAGAAGACUGUCUGGUCCCUAUUGCCUGCCACAAACCCAGAGAAUCCCUGCCAGUGGAGGCCAAGGUGCCCUGGUUAAAACAAGCCCACGAACUGGAGGAACACCAAACUGCUACAGAGGACCCCACGUGA
Messenger RNA from Micropterus dolomieu (smallmouth bass), 1976 nucleotides. It is a transcript of the gene adamtsl3, whose product is annotated as ADAMTS-like 3. Gene Ontology annotation, biological process: extracellular matrix organization. Bases 198 to 1976 code for a protein of 592 amino acids. The record is from RefSeq and is a predicted model, not a curated record. The transcript is spliced from 15 exons. Gene Ontology annotation, cellular component: extracellular matrix. Gene Ontology annotation, molecular function: metalloendopeptidase activity. Lineage: Eukaryota; Metazoa; Chordata; Actinopteri; Centrarchiformes; Centrarchidae.